Cladocopium goreaui is the source of this 8181-nucleotide messenger RNA. Lineage: Eukaryota; Dinophyceae; Suessiales; Symbiodiniaceae. The record is from the annotation of a GenBank genome assembly.
CCUGAAAGAUGAUGGACCCCAGGCGCCUUUCGAAGGCGAUUUGUCAGGAGUUUGAAACAGCCACGGCGAAGUGUGCGGGUUUCGCGAACAAGGACAUUGUGUUGUUGAUCGGAUGCUGCGGCAGUGGCAAGACUACUGUGACAUCCUAUGCCCUGGGCACUGACUUCCGCUACAAUCGUCGCACACAAAAGCUGGAAGCGGACAACCCCAUGGAGGGUUUCGUGACAAGUGCCCAGUGUGCAGAUGUAACAAAGGGCUUGAUGUCUGCUGAGGUGCCAAACACCAACGGGUUGCAGCUGGUGGACAAUGCUGGCACGGGCGCCACAGAAGGCCCCAUUGCUGAGGUCUGUGGCGCUAUUAACCGCAGUCUGGCUGUGCAAUCCGCCCGAUCCGUGCGUGUGGUCUUGGUGAUCAAAGAAGCUCGUGGUGAUGUGGGCAACGAGCGCGGCCGAGUCCUUCUGAAGGACGUGGAACACGUUGCUUCCAUGUUCUGCCGCCUUGAAAAUCUUGGAUCCGUGGGUUUGAUUGUGACCAGCGAGCCACGUGGCCUGUCGGUUCCAGGGGUGGCAAGCGAAGUUUCCAAAUCGAUGUACGACAACUUCAACGAGUUGUUGGAGACCGCUCUGGCGGAAGAUGAGUACGUGGAUUUGGGUGCAGCAGAGGCACCCUCGCACAUGAAGACAAAUGUGGCAGGAAAACGCUUGCUAGAGCAUUUCGCUGCGAGCUGUGACAAAGCCAACAAGAUUGCCGAAGAGUUCAAGGAAUGGGAAGAUGACUCAUUUUUGGAGCAAGUUUGCGCUGAGAGAGUUACCAUCUUCCCUGUAAACGUGAGCAGAAGCCAGCAGCGGCUGUCCCUUCAGAAGUGGCUUCACAACUUGCCAGCCGUACAGAAUCCAGGUGAAGCACUGAAGUACGUCCUGCUGAGCGAUGCCAAGAAGGAUCUAGAGCAAACUCUCAGCAAGUUCUUCCUCGACUGCAAGCAUUCCAUUGGAGAGCGUGGGGUGAGUUGGGCAUCUGAUGAGGUGCUGGUCUCGAAGAUCAUGGAUUUGUUGAGCCUCACCCAAACUUUGGAGGAGACUGAGCUGAUGCCGACUGCAGCGAGCUACAGAACUGACCUGGUUGCCCAACUGGUCCGUGAGAAUGAGCGCGUCAAUACCAUGGUGUUGGAAGGGGUCAGAUCUGGCAAUCCUGAAAAGAUUGAAGGCGUGUGGCCUGCCAUGGUAAAGAUGGACACUUUUCGGCAGUUGUGCGCCGGCGUCCACAUCCCCGGCUGGAUGAAGUCUUCUGCUGUGAUGACCCGCGGCAUUGUGGUGGCCAAAGAGAGUUUGGACCGACAUCUGCCAGGAGGUUGUACAGAUGCUCGAUGGGAUUUCAAUUUGGCUUUGCAGGUGAAAGGUAUCCUAUCUGCUGUGCAACAACUUGAGCCCUUGGGGGGUGAAGUCUUGAAGUCGUGGGCGUCUGCUCUAUCUGACCACGUGAAAGGUUUGCAAAAAAGUGCAGGUGAGUGCAAGAACGCUGCCAGCGUCAUCCAUGCCCUGAAGUGUUUGGAAGAGCACCGCGAGUUUUUGCCCAGGACACUGAUGCCCAUCCUUGGCCCUUAUGGAUGCCAAAUUCUUGAAGGUGACGGUCUGAGUGUCGCAGAGGAGGCAGCGAAAGAUGCUGUCCGGGCUUCUUUGGCCAACUUGUCGGGGAAGAUGGUGGAGACCGUGUUGCAAUCCGGAAGCUCGGCAGCUUCCGAGCAGCUCAUGCAGCUAUGUCGAUCCACAGAGCUUAAUGGGAUCCUGGGAAAAGACCUUGAGGAUGAGUAUGUCUUGAAACCAAUGUCCGCCAACUUGGCACCAAGUCAAGGUGACAUUGACAGUUUGGUGAAGACCAUGGAAACAUCGCUGACCGAUGAAUGGCAUUCUCAACUUCUCAGUAUCAAUGAGCGAAUGGCGGCUGCUGGCGAGCAUGGACCACGCUUGUUGAGUUCAGUUGAGUUGAAACUGGAUGGCUUCAGCGCUGCAGCCAGCAAGCGGAUUUGCAAAAGCAAAGAUGGCGUGACAGAUGCUAUCAAGAAGCUCUUGGCCCAAAAGUGUCUUCCGGAGGUAUGUGAGAGAUCUUGGGCCGCUCUCUCCUUGAAUGAGAUCCCGGAAGAGAUCCAAGACACAGAUUCGGACAGGGAUGUGGUUGAAGAAGCAGAAACUGCCAUCAACGAGCUCGAGCUGUUGCUCCCAGUGGACACGCUUCUGAAAGUGAUGAGGCCAAAUCUGAAGGUCCAGACAGAGACGGUGACUGUGGCGUUGCAGUGCAUUGCUUGGAAUCUGAACAAGAACUUGUCCGAUGCUUUGAAACGAACCACUCGGCGGGCUCGCGACAAGGCCUUUAUUCCGACUCAUUCCUUGGGUGCCGAAGUUAUCCGCGCGAUGGGACAGUUGAAAUCCUUGGCGUCUUUGGCAGAGACCCUUGCAAAGACUUUGCAAAGCUUGCAGGACCAUGCAUGUAGCACUUUGGCAGAGAAGUUGUCGUCACUAGUCAAGGCUGCAAAUGGUUUCGUUGAUGACGUGGUCAAGAAGGAAAUGGAGGAAUGGGCGCAGGCGGACACCAGCGUCAGCGGAUGGCGCGAAUUGUUCACCCGGCAUUUGAAGAUGGCAAAUCGACUCCAGAGUCUGGACAAUGACCAGGGCCAUGUGAGGUCCGCCUUUGCGGCCUUGUUUCAAAAGGUGAAAAUGUGGAGGGACGAGUGCUUCAAGCAAGCCACGGAGGCAUUGGAGACAGGAGACUUUCUGGAGAAUCCGGCUUCUUGGAUUCGCUUCGUGCAGAGCUGCGUCAAAGAAGGAUUGGCUUUCGAACAGAGUGAACUCUGUGAACAGCUGGGCUUCCAGGCACAGUUUCGACCUUUAGUGGAAGCGCAGUGUGAGAUUUGUCAUCAAGAAGCUGCCUCCACUCACCAGAACUUGAAGCUUGUGACCUGGCAAAAGCUAACGACUUUGAUCUCGGCUUUGCAGCAGUUGCAGAGUGAGGAUCCGAGGGUCGCGAAGUGUGUGAAGAGUUUGACGGAGAGCCGCGAGCCGCUGAAUUUGGCCUUGGAAGAUGAUGAGUCUCGAUUUGAGAAGGCUUUGUCAGAAGGUCGGUUUGCGCAAGCGGCCCAACUCCUUCGCAAGGUGCAUUCCAGGCAGCGACAUGGCGACCGGCUAAAGGAGUAUUUGCUUGAAGCCAUGGGCUCUGCCAGCAAGAGCAUUGAUGACGACACCGAGGUUGAAACAUUGAUUUCAGCAGUGAAGGAUGCCCGCAGGCUCAUUCAGGAGGUGGAUGGUAUGGAAGAUGCUGAAAUGGCAGCAUAUGCUAAAAGCCAAAGAGAUGAGCUUGAGCAGAAACUAGCGAGGAAAUCUGAGGAAUCUGAAGUGCAGUUGCAGAUGGCUUUAGAUGGCAGACACGCUCCGAGUUGUGCCCUGCAGCUGCGAGCGGUGAUGAUCAGCAAAUCCAGGCAGAACACCGCCAGAGAGGCCAUCUCGGAGUUUGCACUGAAAAAGAAGCAGGCCUUCGCUGCGAUGAAUGUGUCAGACUUGGUGCAAUGGAUCAUGAUUCAUGAACGCAUUUGGAAGAAUUUGCCAGAGGAAUUCAAGAAUCAGACCGAAGAUUACGCCGAGCUGUUACAAGAGUUCCAGAAGUGCUUCGACAAAGUUUUCGACAAAGACUUCAAGUCCAUGUAUGCCCACCUGGACAAGAAACAGUGGGGUGAAGCGCGGCAAACUUACCAGGACUUGAAGAGUGCCGUGGACGACUUGCUGGACUUAGAGGUGCUGAAGUCCUUCCGAUCUUUGAAAAAACUCCAGACCAAGUUGAAUGGCUCCGCUGGCCGCUCCAGAUGUACCUUGGCCAAGGAUGACAUCAAGAAGGGUGAAUUUUACGAAGCCAUCUGCGUGGUGGUGACCAGCAACGGCGAAAAGGAGGAGGUAGAAUUACUGGAGAUGAUCAACGAACAGGUGCGGAAGAAUUUUCGGCCGUCCACUGACUUUGCUGAAGUUCAUGAACGGUUGACCUUCUUGGACCGAUUUCGGGAGGCGGUGGGCGAGAAUGCUCCGGAUGAGUUGGUGGGACUUUCCAGGGAGGUGAACCAGGCAUACCACAAGGCGAAGCCACAGGUAGAACAGAAAGCCUCUGCUGCAGUGAGUGAAGUGCUGGAGGCAACUGCAGCUACAGAUUUGGCCGCCAUGGCGUGUGCGUUAUCGAAUUUCAAGCGGUUUGAAGUUGGUCUUGGCAUCACUGAAGCGCAGCAAAAAGAUGUUACUCAGGCAAAGCAAGAGUUCUGGCGGCAGAUCAAGGACUGCUGCAACAAAGUCGCCAGCAGCAUCGAUAUCACCAACUUGGAUGUGCACUCCUUGAGCUUAAGCCUCGAGCCUUUGAAAGGUUGGUUGGACACCUUCCAGUCGUUGAGCCCUCCGAAGAAGCAGGCGCUCAUGGAAGAGAAGAAUCUGCCAGACCUGCAGGCCUGGAUGCGUGAAGUUCUCGCAGAACCCUUGCGGCGUUUGCUCGACCCCAGCAUCUUGAUGAACUGUGUGGAUUCCCGGCGCUUCUCGGACAUCAGCCGUCGUUACAGCGCUUCCCAAAGGCUGCGAGCAGUGCUGAAGACCGAAGCUUUGGAUCUCACGGUGGUGGAGCAGUACCUGUUGCAGCGGAAGGAUGUUGGCCGCCAAGCAUUGGACUCGGCGAACUUUCAUCAGUUCAACUCGGAGGUAAAAGUAUGUAAGUUGGUGUCUGAAGAGUUGGUUGAAGUCCCAGCUGCAUUUAAGAUUUUGGCUGACUUGGAGAACGACUUGAGGGAGCGGUUUUUGAAUCAACAUUUGAACAAGCUGCGGUCUGCCCAGAACAUUCCAGAUGCAGCCGCUGCCAGCCAGGAAGCGAGGAAAGUGGCGAACUCAGCCCCUGACACUCACGAGUGGGUCACAUCUGCCCUUGAAGAUGCCUUCCAAGAUCUUCAGAACAAAGAAGCCUUCAAUGUUCAGGGCCUUGCGACUCUUGGAAUGAUUCUGGUCCAGACGCCUCUGGGCCAGACCAUUGUGGCUGAACACCCCGACUUUUUUGGAGCUGUGAAAGAUAUGCACAGCAACGAAUCGUUCCGUCGCGCCGGAGAAAACCAGAACCUGGAUGAGAUUGUCGGGCGCCUGACCUCGGUAUCCGGUUUGGAUGGCACAGAGUACCACGAGUUGGUCGCCGCUUUGCGAAACCAUGAAGAGCAGUUCGACCAAUUGAAAAACAAGUAUUUGUACCAUGGGGUCAGGCCGUUGGAGGAUAUCUUGCAAGAAGCAAAAACUGACUUGGAUAUGGCAGUACAGGCAUGCAAUUGUCAAGACAAAAGUGCUGAAGCUGUAUCGAAGCUAGUCUCGCACCUGUCAGUUUGCUUCACUUUGGUCAAGUCUGGCAAGAAAUUCCUUCAAGCAGACGUGUCUCAGCAAGAGCGGAAGUUGGUUAUUCCUCACAGAGGUCAGAUGUUGACCCUCUUUCGCUUUUUGCAGUGCCACAAAGCGGCCCAGCCUGACGCUCUUUGGAAGCGCAUCUUCAAUUGGGUUCAUGACAAAGUGUGCGGACAACCUGGAAAUUCCCAGCAGCCAGACAACCACCUUGCACAGGUUCUGACCGGUGAAGGGAAGUGCCUUACGCUGGGCCUCUUGGCUUCGUUCUUGGCCCUCAACGGUUUGGAGAGUGACAUUGUUUGCUAUCGGAAGUUCCUCAUUGAGCAAGACAGGGAAUUCAUGCGUCCCUUCUUCAAGUUUUUGGGCGUGGAGGAGAAAAUCCGGUACAUGACCUUUGAUGAGCUCUGCGAGGAACGCUUAGCCCACAUUCGACAAGCGUCAAAGGAGCUGAUUGAGAGCGGGAAGGUCACGACGGCAAGGUCACAAGGUCAAUUUGCCAAUCGCGCCUGCCUCAUUGAUGAGGUGGACGUCGUUUUUGCGCGAAAUUUUUAUGGCAACACAUGGGAUGGGGGCUUCAAGCUCACGUCUCCUCAGGCUGUGGGCUUGGUGAGCCACAUCUUCUCUGAAGUGACAGCUGGGCGUCCUAUCAAGAACAUCGCUGAUACUGACGAGUUCCAGGACCUGUUGGAGGCUUACCCGGAAGAAAUGCGCGGAGUGUUGACUCAAAAAGCUGCAGAGCUUGUUCAAAACGUGGAGGAAUGGUCCAAGCCAGAGCCAAUUCUGGAUGAGAAAACAGGGAGGAUUGGGUACAAGGAGAAGGAUGAGGUCAGCUACGACAUCUCCUACUCCAACCAGACAACCUUUGCGUACUUGAGUUUCUUGCAGCAGGGCAAGCUCACCCCUGAGCAAGUCCAAGAGCAGAUUGGCAUUGACAUGCUCUGCGGAAGGUUUUCGUUUGCGGAUUUGCCAAACUCCUAUGCAUGUAUUCUGGGUGUCACAGGCACACUUAUGGAGCUCCGAAGCAUUGAGGGGUUCGAGACGGUGCUCCAGAAUGAAUACGGCUUCAAGCAUUUCACCAUUACUCCUUCCAUUUUUGCAGGGGGAAGACUCCUCUUCAACCCAGGGGAGCAUGUGCAGGUUCAUGCUGUGGAGGACGAGUGGGGUCUGGGCCUUGAAAGGCUAGUGGCCGAGCAUACUGCCAGGGGAGAUUCUGUGCUGGUCUUCUUUAAGAAUGAGACGCAGAUGAAAAAGUAUCCAGGUUGGGCCAACAUGCAGUGCUUGACAGAGCGCACAAAUCCAAAGAGCCGUAAGGGCUACAUCGCGGCUGCAACAGCUGAAGGCAAAGCCACGCUGCUCACCAGGGCCUUUGGAAGAGGAAUUGACUUCCAGAUGCCAGAGAAGCAUCGGCUGGUCGUGAUUCAAACGUAUUUGUCCAGCUUGGUGAGUGAAGAGCAGCAGAUCAAAGGCCGCACUGCCCGGCACGGUAAAUCUGGGCUGUUCCUUCAAGUUCUUUGUGCUCAGCACUUGGAAGGAAAGAUGGCGUUCAGCCCGGAGGACGUGAACAGCUUGCGCAAUCUGAAGGGGGACCAGAUUCAGUCCCUGUUGAAAGCCAAGCAAACUGCAAAGACUUCCUCCAAGUUCUUUGGCAUGGCGGAGCGGAGAAAUCGAGCCCGCCAUUUGGAGGCGGAGACCAGGAAAUGGGAAAGCCUUCUGUUCGGAGAUGCCGAGACCAGUCAGAAGUUGAAGAGGCUGGCAACUUUCAAUGAGGUCAGAGACCCAGUCCACUACUCUGUCCUACUUGACAUCUCCAUGUCAAUGUCUGGAAAGAGGAAACAGCAUAUGGACGUGGCGUUUUCCAAGUUUCGGGAGCAGCUAUGUGCGCAAGAACGACAGGGGAUCAACACCAUGGUGUCAGUGGUUCUCUUCAAUCACACGACCCAGGUGAUUGUGCCAACGCAUGUAAAGGCGUCAGAGUUGCAGGAUAUUGCUCAUCGUCAAGUUGGCGGAGGGACCUGCUUUCACAACGCCUUUGCUGCGUGUCGAACCCUGAUCAGUAAACGCUCGAAAACCCAGGAGCUCAUCCUGUUCCUUACUGAUGGCGAAGCGGAAUGCCCCGAGCGAGAGCUGACAGCUUUGUUGGCAGAACACGGUAACAGGAUCAAAUGCAUUACUUGCGUUGCUCUCGGUGCACAGGCAGGUAAAAGUGUGUUGAAGAAUAUUGGCGCCAAGUUCCAAGCGAAGAACAUCAGCUUCAACUUGUAUGAUGCCAACAGCGAGGAAAGCCUGGUCACAGCAUUCCAGGAAGCAGCUGGCGGCCGUGCAAUCCAUUGCAAGUAGAUCCACAUGAGCCAUUGUUUUCCAGACAUUUCCAGACAGUUUUGGCUAGCACUUGUGCAGAACUAAGUGCAGCAAACUUCCUGCUACGCCAGACAUGGGUUACUUCAUGUUGCUUCAGGGAAAGUUCACAUCUGCAAUCUAAUUCAAACAAAGCCUACGCUCUAUGCCAGGGAUAAAAUGGAAGUGGCAAACCCCCGCCUGGCUGGUUCCAUCGCAGGAUUUUAAUGAGUCACCAACCGUUGAACAUUCCCAAGCGCUGCCUUUGCAAGAUGUUGGCAACUUGGCGCUGGCCCUGCCAGCUCUUAUCUUCCCUGGUGACUGCAAUUCUAGAACUCAUCCACCGGCGACGGUGCAACUUGCCUGCAGCAAGAGGUUGUUGCACCAGUACAGGAAGCUGAGUCAGACAGAAACUGACAGAAACUGACAGAGCGCUUGUCAUAGGGUGGAAAAC